Molecule: messenger RNA, 5680 nt
Organism: Chlorocebus sabaeus (green monkey)
Lineage: Eukaryota; Metazoa; Chordata; Mammalia; Primates; Cercopithecidae
Source: RefSeq, a predicted model, not a curated record
AAUGUCCUAUUCAGUAAAGAUGUCCUGUUCUAUCCUAUUCAGUAGAGAAUAGGACACAUUUUUAGAUGAGGUAUCCAAUUCAGGAGAAUUGGAUGUGGAACUGAGUAUUUCGUAUUUAGAGAUAGUCGAGAUGCUGGCCGGACAGGUGUCACAGAGUUGUAAUAAAUAGGUGCUGGUAUUGAGUGCUGAUUGUAUACUAGGUCCUGUACUAGACACCGUACAUACAUUGGCUCAUUUAGUCCCUACAAGGAGAUGACCUGAUUUUUUAUGGUUUUAUAAAUCUGGAAAUUGAGACGAAGAGGUGUUGAGAUCACAUAGCUAUGAAACGUUGGAACUGGAGCUCCAACACAAUUGUAAUCACUAUCAUAAUGUCUCAGUGUCUUCAUGGUAAAUCACCCUGGAGCAGUACUCCAAAUGCCCGGUUCUGGCUCCUAAAGUUUCCCUUGGUAAGGUCAUUGAUGUAGGGACUGACAGGGCAAUGUCAAGGAACACUCCCAGAUUUCUGGCAUGAGGAUUUGAAUAGGCGAUUGACAGUGUCAUUUAUUAAAUUAAGGAAUUGUGUCAGAACCAGUUUAUUGGGGAGGGCAGUCCAGCUGUGGUUUCCUAAUUAGUAAAAUGAGAUUUGAUAUUCCAGACUGGAUUUUUUGGGAGAUGAACUAGAUUUCUAUGUUAGGAUCCCUUUCAGGUGUGAGAUGCAACAGUUUGAGGGGAGUUUCUGUGUUCUACUGUCUAUGAGAUAGAUAGUGAUGUUUGAUUUUAAAGUUUCUUUUUGGCAAAACGUUUAAAAGAACCGUUGAGCCUUAAUCUUGAAAAGUUUCUGGUUCAACUUAUUCCCCAUUGCAGAAAUUUCUUCUGAAACCAUCUUUCCAUUAUUUGCUUGACACCUCCCAACAUCUGCUUAACACUUUCAGAGGAGACCCAUUCCAAGAGUGGACAGUUUUUCUAUUGGAAAGUUCUUCCAUUCAUUCAUAGUCACUUCUUCCACAAAUGUUUAUCCAGCAGCUGCUAUGUGGCAGGCAUAUUUCUGUACUAAGAUACAGAAGCAAACAAACUUGACAAAAGUUUAUGUCCUCAUUGAACUUACAAUUUAGUAGGAGAAAACAGAUAAUAAGUUAAAUAAACUAUUUAAUUUUAUCUUAGACAUUGGUAAGUUAAUGGAAAAAAAUAAAACAGAAGGGGAGAAUGGGGGUAAGUGUGCAAUUUUUAAGUAGUUUGGACUGGGAAGUCUCACUAAGAAAGUGACAUUUUGGCAAAUGCUCGAAGGAAGUGAGCAAGCCCUGUGGUCAUUUGAAGGAAGAGCUGAUACAAAGGGAAAAAGGAAUAAAAUGACAGUAUAUUCAAGGAUGGGAAUUUUUAGGGAGGAGGGAAGAUGAAUGGUCUGCACACAUGAAUGUGUUGUAGCCUCUAGAAGGGGUGUGGAAGGAAAACAGCCCCUGCCUGACAGGAGAAUCUGUGUCCUCAGGGUAGAAGGUGGUUCAAGAAGAUGAAGAGAACAUUCAGAAAAGAGAUUGAGGCUGUAGAGGUUUGGUUGAUGAUGGAAUGUGAGUUCUAGAGGACCUCAUGGGUCUGGCAAGGUAAUGGCGUGCCCAGUGAUGGAAACUGGCUCACUUUUUACCUCAGGAAUUAAGAGACAUGUGAAAGACAAAAGAAUUUCAAAGACUGCUAAGUUGAAUGUUUCUCUUGCUUCAAAAAUAAAAACAAAAAUUCUAAAUAAUUCUUCUAUUUUCAAAAUAUCUUUAAAGCACAACAACAGGGCAUUAGCUCAGGCUCUUAGUAGAGAAAAAGAGAAUUCUCGAAGAAUUACAACUGAAAAGAUGCUAUUGCAAAAAGAAGUAGAGAAACUGAAUUUUGAGAACACAUUUCUUCGCCUAAAGCUGAAUAACUUGAAUAAGAAGCUUAUAGACAUAGAAGCUCUCAUGAACAAUAACUUGAUAACUGCAAUUGAAAUGAGCAGUCUUUCUGAGUUCCAUCAGAGUUCCUUUCUACUGUCAGCUAGCAAGAAGAAACGAAUUAGUAAACAGUGCAAGUUGAUGCGUCUUCCAUUUGCAAGGGUUCCAUUACCUUCAAAUGAUGAUGAAGAUGAUGAUAAAGAGAAAAUGCAGUGUGACAACAAUGUUAAAUCAAAGACGUUACCUGAUAUUCCCUCUUCAGGAUCAACAACACAAACUUUAUCAACUCAGGAUAAUUUGGAAGUGUUAUUUCUUAAAGAAAAUAAUCAAAAUGUAUAUGGUUUAGAUGAUUCAGAACAUAUUUCUUCUAUAGCUGAUGUACCUCCCAGAGAAAGCCAUUCCCACUCAGACCAAAGUUUUAAGAGUUCUCUAACGAGUGAGAUGAGAAACGCCCAAUCUAUUGGCCACAGAUGGGAGAAACCAUCUCCUAGUAAUGUGACUGAAAGGAAGAAGCGUGGGUCAUCUUGGGAAUCAAAUAAUCUUUCUGCAGACACUCCCUGUGCAACAGUUUUAGAUCAACAACACAUUUCAAGUACAGAAUUAAAUUGCAAUGAUGAGAUAAAUGGUCAUACUAAUGAAACAAAUGCUGAAAUGCAAAGAAAUAAACAGGAUCUUCCUGGCUUAUCUUCUGAGUCUGCCAGAGAACCUAAUGCAGAGUGCAUGAAUCAAGUUGAGGAUAAUGAUGACUUUCAAUUGCAGAAAACUGUGUAUGAUGCUGACAUGGAUUUAACUGCUAGUGAAGUCAGCAAAAUUGUCACAGUUUCAACAGGUAUUAAAAAGAAAAGUAAUAAAAAAACAAAUGAACAUGGAAUGAAAACUUUCAGAAAAGUGAAAGAUUCAAGCUCUGAAAAAAAGAGAGAAAGAUCAAAGAGACAGUUUAAAAAUAGUUUAGAUGUGGAUAUCGGGGAAAAGAUUGAAAACAGGCCAGAAAGAUCUGAUGUCCUGGAUGGCAAAAGGGAUGCUGAAGAUCCUGGUUUUAUUUUCAAUAAUGAACAGCUGGCUCAGGUGAAUGAACUGAAGAAAAUGACCCUUCAAACUGGCUUUGAACAAGGUGACAGAGAAAACAUACCGUGUAAUAAAAAGAAGAAAAGAAUAACAAAUGAGCAAGAGGAAACAUACUCCUUAUCCCAAAGUUCAGAUAAAUUUCACCAGGAGAGUAAACUUGAUAAGGGUCAGAAUUCCCUAACUUGUAAUAAAAGUAAAGCUUCUAGACAGACAUUUGUGAUUCACAAAUCAGAAAAAGAUAACUUACUGCCAAACCAAAAGGAUAAAGUAACCAUUUAUGAAAACCUAGAUGUCACAAAUGAAUUUCAAACAGUCAGUCUUUCCACCAAAGAUAAUGAAAAUUUAUGUGAUUAUGGGACCCACAAUAUAUUGGAUUCGAAAACGUAUGUCACUGAUAUUCAACCUUCUGAGCAAAAUGAAUCAAACAUUAAUAAGCUUAGAAAGAAAGUAAACCGGAAGACAGAAAUAAUUUCUGGAAUGAACCACAUGUAUGAGGAUAAUGAUAAAGAUGUGGUGCAUGGCCUAAAAAAAGAUAUAUUUUUUUUCGAAACCCAAGAGAAUAAAGAACCUAUCUCUGAAAACAUAGAAGUUUCCAAAGAGCUUCAAAUCCCAGCUCUUUCUACCGGAGAUAAUGAAAAUCGAUGUGACUAUAGGACCCAGAAUGUGUUGGGUUUGCAAAAGCAGAUCACCAAUAUGUACCCCGUUCAGCAAAAUGAAUCAAAAGUUAAUAAGAAGCUUCGGCAGAAAGUAAAUCGGAAGACAGAAAUAAUUUCUGAAGUGAAUCAUUUAGACAAUGACAAAAGUAUAGAAUACACAGUUAAAAGUCACUCACUCUUUUUAACUCAAAAAGAUAAGGAAAUCAUCCCUGGAAACCUAGAAGACCCAAGUGAGUUUGAAACACCUACUGUUUCUACCAAAGAUAGUGGAAACCUGUAUGAUUCUGAGAUUCAAAAUGUUUUGGGGGUGAAACAUGUCUAUGAUAGGCAACCUGCUUGUCAAAAUGAUUCAAAAAUAGGUAAGAAGCUUCGACUAAAUGUAUCUCAAAAGUCGGAAAUAAUUCCUGAAACCAAUCAAAUAUAUGAGAAUGAUGACAAAGGUGUACAUGACCUAGAAAAACAUAACUUCUUUUCUCUAACCCCAAAGGAUAAAGAAACAAUUUCUGAAAAUCUACAAGUCACAAAUGAAUUUCAAACAGUUGAUUGUCCCAUCAAAGAUAAUGGAAAUUUAUGUGAUUAUGACACCCAGAGUAUAUUGGAUUUGAAAAAGUAUGUUACUGAUAGGAAAUCUGCUGAGCAAAAUGAAUCAAAAAUAAAUAAGAAGCUCAGGAAUAAAGUGAAUUGGAACACAGAAAUAAUUUCUGAAGUGAACCAGAUAUAUGAGGAUAAUGAUAAAGAUGUACAUGUCCAAGAAAGCUAUACAAAAGAUCUUGAUUUUAAAGUAAAUAAAUCUAAACAAAAACCUGAAUGCCAAGACAUUAUCAAUGAACACUAUAUGGAAAUCAACAGUAAUGAAAAGGAAAGUUGUGAUCAAAUUUCAGAUUCCUACAAAGUAGUUAAAAAGUGUAAGAAAGAAUCAUCAUGUAAAGCAAAGAACAUUUUGACAAAAGGUAAGAACAAACUUGCUUCACAGUUAACAGAAUCUUCACAGAUAUCUAUCUCCUUAGAAUCUGAUUUAAAACAUAUUACUAGUGAAGCAGAUUCUGAUCCAGGAAACCCGGUUGAACUAUGUAAGACUCAGAAGCAAAGCACUACCACUUUGAAUAAAAAAGGAGAUACCCCUUUUGUGGAAGAAAUAAAAGGAGAAUGUCAAGUUAAAAAGGUAAAUAAAAUGACAUCUAAGUCAAAGAAAAGGAAGACCUCCAUAGAUCCUUCUCCAGAGAGCCAUGAAGUAAUGGAAAGAAUACUUGACAGUAUUCAGGGAAAGUCUACUGCAUCUGAACAAGCUGAUAAGGAAAACAAUUUGGAGAAUGAGAAAAUGGUCAAAAAUAAGCCAGACUUUUACACAAAGGCAUUUAAAUCUUUGUCUGAGAUAUAUUCACCCAACAUACAAGAUUCUUCCUUUCACAGUGUUCGUGAAGAUUUAGUACCUUUGAGCAUUUCUUCUAGUAAAAAUGUGAUAAUAAAAGAAAAUUUUGCCUUGGAGUGCUCACCAGCCUUUCAAGUAAGUGAUGAUGAGCAUGAGAAAAUGAACGAGAUGAAAUUUAAAGUCAACCGGAGAACCCAAAAGUCAGGAAUAGGCGAUAGACCAUUACAGGACUUAACAAAUACCAGUUUUGUUUCAAAUAACACUGCUGAAUCUGAAAAUAAUUCAGAAGAUCUAUCUUCAGAACGGACAAGCAGAAGAAGAAGGUGUACUCCUUUCCAUUUUAAAGAGCCAAGCCUCAGAGACAAGAUGAGAAGAUGAAGUGAAUGUAUGGAUUCUGGUUUUUCUGAAUUUUCAAAGCAUAAAGAAUCAAAACAAAUAUAACUAGUAUCAAGAAGAUGAAGUGCUUGAUGAAAAGUUUUUUUGGCCUUUCACGGGGUGUUGAUUUGUCCAUUCUUAAUAUUUAUUAAUAGGUAUAUGUGCAUAAAAUAGCUAUUUUGUAACAUUAAGCUUUUUAAGUCAUUUUGGUCAUCAUAUAACAUCUUCCUAUUUAUUUAAGCUUCUUUUUACCUAGUCGCCUUUAACCAAACAAUAGCUAUUAACGUUUUAAGCAAAUAAAAUGUGUUAAAUACCUUUGCAUUGGU